AUGCCAUCUGAGAUUGUCCAUUACCAGUCGGUGGACUCUGUGGUGGAAAUAGAAGAUGCGGUACACUACCCAGUAGAGUUCUUGCACACGCUUAAUCCUCCAGGCAUUCCACCGCAUCAUCUUUACCUCAAAGUUGGAGCUCCAAUAAUGUGGCUUAGGAACCUGGUUCCACCUAAGCUCUGCAACGGAACUAGGCUACAAAUCAAAGCGUUGCGCAGACACGUUAUACAAGCCGUAAUAUACACUGGAUGUGGUCAGGGGGAAGAGGUUUUUAUCCCACGCAUUCCCUUAAUUCCAUCGGAUUACCAUUUUCAGUUUAAAAGACUACAGUUCCCUGUCAAACUCUGCUUUGCUAUGACGAUAAAUAAAUCGCAAGGGCAGUCCUUAAAAAUGGCCGGUGUUGAUCUAAGGGAAGACUGCUUCUCUCAUGGCCAGUUAUAUGUCGCUUGCUCACGAGUUAGCUCUGCUGAUAGUUUAACUAUCCUUCAGCCUCGUGGAAAAACAAAAAAUGAAACUGAACUACAAAGAAGAAUAGCUUGGGUCAUUGAUAUAUUCCAUAUGCCUGGCUUCUUUGUCAAGAGGGACUGGAAGCUGCGCAUGAAGGACGAUAUCUUGUGGUUCCGAAACCACCAUGAGGUCAAGAAGUGUGUCAGACUCGGCAGUGUGAUGAGUUGGCUCCAGUGGCAGUAUUGUAAGAUUACACGAGUCAAACAUGGAAGUCAGCUGUCUAACAUCGUACAGGGAGGACCCACCUUGUUCAUGGUUAUCCUAGGUCUCGGCUCUUCGGACCAUUCAAGUCACCGCUCACAACACAGUCACCACAGGCACUACAGUCACUGCACGGUGCUCCUGGCCGGUCUCUGCGGCCUCACGGACGGGGAGGAACACUGUCACUGGACCCGCGAGUAG
Messenger RNA from Homalodisca vitripennis (glassy-winged sharpshooter), 909 nucleotides. RefSeq lists its product as uncharacterized. The record is from RefSeq and is a predicted model, not a curated record. Lineage: Eukaryota; Metazoa; Arthropoda; Insecta; Hemiptera; Cicadellidae. Bases 1 to 909 code for a protein of 302 amino acids. The transcript is spliced from 4 exons.